Messenger RNA from Vespula pensylvanica (western yellowjacket), 1338 nucleotides. RefSeq names its product defensin-2-like (gene Def2). The record is from RefSeq and is a predicted model, not a curated record. The transcript is spliced from 2 exons. Bases 297 to 584 code for a protein of 95 amino acids. Gene Ontology annotation, biological process: defense response to bacterium; humoral immune response. NCBI's taxonomy places the organism in Eukaryota, Metazoa, Arthropoda, Insecta, Hymenoptera, Vespidae.
AAUAUAAAGCAGCCACCAAUAAUCGUUCUCGAAAACCACGAGGAAAUUCCGUUGAAAAUCGCUAAGAAAGGGAAGUGUUCUUUAGAUAGAGAAACCAAUCAGGAAAAAAGAAGAAAAAAAAAGAAAAAGAAGAAGAAGAAUAGGAUGUUCCAUGUGGUUUGAAAUUACACGAAGAUAUAUAAAAGGGCUUGGAAUCGUGUUCGUAAGCACAACAGUUGAUCGAAAUUCUAGAGAGCGAACUGUCUCUUAUUACUUUUCAAAGUUGGAAAAUCGAUCAUCGAUCAUUUCAAGUAAUCAUGAGGACCUUCGUGAUCAUCUUUACCUUCGUUCUUAUUGCUUACGUUUCGGCGUUUGCUAUACCAGACUACGAUGGACCUAUCUAUGAUUUGACUCCCAUAGAAGAUGAAAGCGCCAAUGCCAAUCAGCUGGCUCCUGCCAGGGCUCGUAGGUUUACCUGCGAUUUGUUUUCAUUCAGUUCUCAAUGGGUAACACCAAAUCAUGCUGCAUGCGCUACCAAAUGUUUAUUCAAAGGUCGCAGAGGUGGUACUUGUAACAAUGGAUACUGCGUCUGCAGAAAUGGUUAGAUUAAUCGUCCUUAUUUAAUCAUCUUAUCCAUAUGAUAUUUACGCUUUCUCAUUGACUCAUACAUGGUUAUGAUUUACUUAUCGAUUAUACAUUGUAACAAUUAUUUCAAAAUGAACGAUUUGUUUGAUUAGAUUUUUAGGAAAAGAUUUUUCAGGGAAUCUUGGCAAUAACGUCACAAUAUUAAGCGUUAUUAAUAUAGAGUUUUUUUUCUUUUCAUUAAUGAAUUAUCGUAGCAGAUAGAAAAAUAGUUUAUGAUUAUUAUAUCAUUCAUAGAUAUCAUUGCGCGAGCUUUUCGAUAGAAUUCAAAUGAUUUUAAUCGAUGUUAAUAUAGAUGGUCUCUUUCCUUCGUGAUUCUCGGAUAAUUAAUGUAAUUAGUGAUCAUGAAGCGAUUUGAUGUACGACUGCAAUGAAUUGAUGUAUGAAUAUAAUGAUAUUGAAAAAAAAGAAGAAGGAAAAGAAAAGAGAAAAAGAGAAAAAAAGAAAAAAAAAGAAAAAAAAAAGAAAAAAUAAAUAAAACAUCUAUAACUGUGCCUUUAUAUCGAUACAUUUAUUUAUUAUCUCGACGACUCGUUGUAAUUAUUAUUACGAUUUCAAUGAAAAAAAGCUGACACAUCUCUAGGGAAUGCAUUUUGUUUUUAUUCUCUCGUCGUUUUGCGUUGCACUAUGCAAUAUUUUUCGAACAUUACGUAAAAUACAAUGGGUAUGCCACCCGUAUGCUCAACGAAGCGAUUAAUAAACGUCCUAUCAAUCGUU